Messenger RNA from Equus quagga, 695 nucleotides. It is a transcript of the gene TRAPPC2L, whose product is annotated as trafficking protein particle complex subunit 2L. The coding region runs from base 111 to 530 and encodes 139 amino acids. The record is from RefSeq and is a predicted model, not a curated record. Gene Ontology annotation, biological process: endoplasmic reticulum to Golgi vesicle-mediated transport. Gene Ontology annotation, cellular component: cytoplasm; TRAPP complex; nucleus. Lineage: Eukaryota; Metazoa; Chordata; Mammalia; Perissodactyla; Equidae. The transcript has 5 exons.
UCGCGUGACGAGACGGGCGGGUCCUAACCAACCCCGUGAUCCGGGGGCGGGGCUCUGGCGGUUGCGUGACCGGCGGCGGGGUCACGUGACGCGGCCGCAGACCUCCCAAGAUGGCGGUGUGCGUGGCGGUGAUCGCCAAGGAGAAUUACCCUCUCUACAUCCGCAGCGUCCCCACGGAGAAUGAGCUGAAGUUCCACUACAUGGUGCACACGUCCCUGGACGUGGUGGACGAGAAGAUCUCGGCCAUGGGGAAGGCCCUGGUGGACCAGAGGGAGCUCUACCUGGGCCUGCUGUACCCCACAGAGGACUACAAGGUAUACGGCUACGUGACCAACUCCAGGGUGAAGUUUGUCAUGGUGGUGGAUUCCUCCAACACGGCGCUGCGGGACAACGAGAUCCGCAGUAUGUUCCGGAAGCUGCACAGCUCCUACACAGAUGUGAUGUGCAACCCCUUCUACAACCCGGGGGACCGCAUCCAGUCCAGGGCGUUCGACAGCAUGGUGACAUCUAUGAUGAUCCAGGUGUGCUGAGCGAGCACUCUGCUGCGCGUCAUCUGGGAGAGAAGACUUCUGUACAUAAUUGGAGUGUCUAGUCAUGUAUUUAUUAUCCUCUGCCUUUUCCCGAGUGUCCUGCACGUGCUGCCGGAGACGAGGCCUCAAGCACAACACCUGUCGACUAAAGGUCCUGUGAGAUCA